AACGAUGUUUUAGAGAAGACCCUCCUCUGCGAUGUUUUUGAUGAACCGCAAACAAAAAACACAAAAAUUAAAAGUCAACAAGAGUACUGUUGUGAACGAAAACGUGUUGGCUGUGAAACAAAUUUUGAAGCGAUUUUUUCUGUUAAAAAUGGCCAACAAAAAACUGAAACUCAAACGUCUCCAUGGCCAAAAAUCCGCUCAGCUGAAAAGGAUGAUCAAACCAACCGACAGCCGGUUGAAGGAAGCUGAUCGAAAGGUGAAGAAAUCCCGGACAGAAACCGAACGUCAGGCAAUGGAGAAGCCCCAGGCCAGCUCGGCCAUGUUCUUCCAGUACAACACACAGCUGGGCCCCCCAUAUCACAUUCUGGUGGACACCAAUUUCAUAAACUUCAGCAUCAAGAACAAGUUGGACAUAGUGAAAACGAUGAUGGACUGUUUGUAUGCCAAGUGCAUUCCGUACGUUACGGAUUGCGUGGUCGGGGAGUUGGAAAAAUUGGGCCAGAAGUACAAGCUGGCGCUGCGUAUUAUCAAGGACUCGCGGUUCGAGCGGAUCAAGUGCCUACAUCGGGGAACCUAUGCCGAUGAUUGUCUGGUCCAAAGGGUUAUGCAGCAUAAGUGCUACAUUGUGGCCACCAACGAUAAGGACCUGAAGCGGAGGAUCCGCAAAAUUCCCGGUGUGCCUAUUAUGAACGUGGCCAUGAACCGGUACGUGAUAGAGCGGAUGCCGGAUGCUUUCGAGCCGAUGGCGAAGAAAUAGAUUUAAUGCGGAUGGAAGGUUAACGUGAGUUGGUUCUUUCUCGUGGUGUUUAUCACUGGCAAU
Messenger RNA from Aedes aegypti (yellow fever mosquito), 820 nucleotides. It is a transcript of the gene Bka, whose product is annotated as rRNA-processing protein FCF1 homolog. The record is from RefSeq and is a predicted model, not a curated record. Lineage: Eukaryota; Metazoa; Arthropoda; Insecta; Diptera; Culicidae. Gene Ontology annotation, cellular component: nucleolus; small-subunit processome. The transcript has 2 exons. Bases 32 to 757 code for a protein of 241 amino acids.